Anopheles bellator is the source of this 3988-nucleotide messenger RNA. It is a transcript of the gene Vha55, whose product is annotated as V-type proton ATPase subunit B. NCBI's taxonomy places the organism in Eukaryota, Metazoa, Arthropoda, Insecta, Diptera, Culicidae. Bases 197 to 1693 code for a protein of 498 amino acids. Gene Ontology annotation, molecular function: proton-transporting ATPase activity, rotational mechanism; ATP binding. The transcript is spliced from 4 exons. Gene Ontology annotation, biological process: proton transmembrane transport; ATP metabolic process. Gene Ontology annotation, cellular component: proton-transporting V-type ATPase, V1 domain. The record is from RefSeq and is a predicted model, not a curated record.
GAGAAAAAUCAUCUCGGCCAGCAGCGGUCCCAGUCGUGUGUCGUCGUUCCUCUUCAACGUGAAACUUGUACUUGGCAAGUGACCGUGCUACGGUGUUGGCUGAAUCUUCCCGUGUUCCCGCAGAGUGGCACAAACGAGCGAGCAGUUGAUUGGAGAUUGUAGCGGACACCACUAAUCCGGCAAAAGUAGUGCGAAGAUGUCGACGAUGUACAAUAAAACUUUGUCGGCCCACCAGGCCCACAAGGAGCAUGUGCUGGCCGUAUCCCGGGACUUCAUCUCGCAGCCCCGAUUGAUCUACAAAACUGUGUCCGGUGUGAACGGACCGCUGGUCAUCCUGGAUGAGGUUAAAUUCCCGAAGUUUGCUGAAAUUGUGCAGCUACGCCUUAGCGAUGGCACGAUCCGCUCCGGUCAGGUGCUGGAAGUGAGCGGCUCGAAGGCCGUCGUACAGGUGUUUGAGGGUACCUCUGGUAUCGAUGCGAAGAACACGGUGUGCGAGUUCACUGGUGACAUUCUGCGUACUCCGGUGUCCGAGGACAUGCUGGGUCGUGUGUUCAACGGUUCCGGCAAGCCCAUCGACAAGGGACCGCCGAUUUUGGCGGAAGAUUUUCUCGACAUUCAGGGCCAACCGAUUAACCCGUGGUCCCGUAUCUACCCCGAGGAAAUGAUCCAAACCGGUAUUUCGGCCAUCGACGUGAUGAACUCGAUUGCCCGUGGGCAGAAGAUUCCCAUUUUCUCGGCCGCCGGUCUGCCGCAUAACGAAAUUGCCGCCCAGAUCUGUCGUCAGGCUGGUUUGGUGAAGCAAACGGGUAAGUCGGUGUUGGACGAGCACGAGGACAACUUUGCCAUUGUGUUCGCCGCUAUGGGUGUGAACAUGGAGACGGCCCGCUUCUUCAAGCAGGACUUCGAGGAGAACGGUUCCAUGGAGAACGUGUGCCUGUUCCUUAACUUGGCCAACGAUCCGACCAUCGAGCGUAUCAUUACGCCUCGUCUGGCGCUGACUGCAGCCGAGUUCCUCGCGUAUCAGUGCGAGAAGCACGUGCUGGUUAUCCUGACCGACAUGUCUUCGUACGCUGAGGCUUUGCGUGAGGUGUCGGCCGCCCGUGAGGAGGUGCCCGGCCGUCGCGGUUUCCCCGGUUACAUGUACACCGAUUUGGCCACCAUCUACGAGCGCGCUGGACGUGUUGAGGGACGCAAUGGAUCUAUCACUCAGAUCCCGAUUCUGACGAUGCCUAACGAUGACAUCACCCAUCCGAUUCCCGAUUUGACGGGUUACAUUACCGAGGGACAGAUCUACGUCGACCGUCAGCUGCACAAUCGUCAAAUCUAUCCGCCAGUGAACGUGCUACCGUCGCUGUCGCGUCUGAUGAAGUCGGCCAUCGGUGAGGGCAUGACGCGCAAGGAUCAUUCGGACGUGUCCAACCAGCUGUACGCGUGUUACGCCAUCGGCAAGGACGUGCAGGCCAUGAAGGCGGUCGUCGGUGAGGAGGCGCUCACACCAGACGAUCUGCUGUACCUGGAGUUCCUCACUAAGUUCGAGAAGAACUUCAUCUCGCAGGGCAACUACGAGAACCGUACCGUCUUCGAGUCGCUUGACAUCGGCUGGCAGCUUCUGCGUAUCUUCCCGAAGGAGAUGCUCAAGCGUAUCCCAGCCUCGAUUUUGGCCGAGUUCUACCCACGAGACUCGCGUCACUAAGUGGCGACAGUAUGGUGCUGGUUCGUCGGUUGUUGUUAAGCGUAAGGUAGAUGUUUCGCCUCCCGCACGGGCUGUCAAUGUGUGUAUGUCCUCUCUUUACGUCUACCCUUUUCUCCUUAGCUUAUCCGUAAAUUGGAGGAAACAGAUAUGUUGUAAAUAGUGUGUGGAGUGGCACUGCGAAAUGUUUCAUCCACAUUGAUGCAUUCCCUCACGACGAACGUUUGGAUGAAACUGGUUUUCUUUGAUUAAAAGAAGGCCAACAUUGGCCACCCUAAAAAAUACCACAAUUUAUUGCAUGCCACUUACAGAUGGUAAUCGGUGGGAGUGGAAGUAUUGAGGUCUCACGUUCGUAAUCGCAGUUGCUCUAAAUUUCGUUUUCGUGUGUGUCUUCAGCUGACUUGGCUGACGUCAAAGAUGGUCUUUGGAUAAUUUUUGUGUACCGAAUCGGUACUUGAACGCACUAGAAGCCGUUGUAGCACUGACCCCUCUAGCAGCAGCACCAUUAACCGCACCGUUUUCUGGGUGAUCGCGGGCGCAACAGAGUUGAGCUGUGUAAGUUCUUUCGUCGUCUUCGAAACGCACCAAACCAAGCCAACGAAACUAAGAAAUGCGAGUAAAUGUCCAAUAGAAAAACAACAUCAAAACUAUUGAAACGACGAAAGAAUAGAAGAGUCAACUUACGAGCGGCGAAAGAACUGACAGCUCGAUCGUUCGGCCAGGCGGAUCGUAAACAGCAUCCGGCACGCCUGUUCGGCGUUGCGCUUGUCGUAACGGAACCAAACACGACCGAUACCAUCGGUUCCGUGGGAUCACUCGCCAGUGGAAACCUGCAGGGGACGGUUGUGGCUGCUGGAGAGGCUCGUUGUGAACGGCUUUCCGGAAAGAUUAUCCUGAAACCAUCACUAGCGAAGAUAAAAAAAACAGUACGAACGGCAACGGAAGGAUCAACUUCUCCAGUUGAAGCGCACUCUUUAACUCGUUAUCGCGAUAUGCCGGCGCAACAAUCAUACGGUAUUCCUUGCAUCGAUACACAUUAUUUUUCUUCACAUAUUUUAUCUACUAUUGCAAUUAUCCUUGUUUAUUUUUGUUAUCAAGCUUUUGAUGAAGCGUGUGUUGAUUUGCACGAUUCGAUGUCCCACUUUUACUAUUUACUCCCUACGUAAGUGUUUAGCUAAGUGCAUAGCCUAAGCGUUUCCUUUUUACAUAUCUAAUCUUAUCUUAGUAUAUACAAUCUUUAUUUUGUUCGUCUGUUUUUAAGGAAUGUUCGGUAUAUUGAAAGAUUUGUUGUCUAUUUUGAUUUUUUCGCUUGCUGCUGCAAGGUCGAAAAACUUUCGUUCGGAUCGAUUGAUUUGUCAUCAUGGUGAAGUGAAGAGGAAUAAAAACAGUGGCCCAACCUCGGGUUUCGAAUAGAUGAUCCUUAACCCGACGUUCGUUGAGCGAUUCACAGUAACUGAUGUGAGAUGAAGCUAAUCUCGUCCCGGCUUACUGGUAGCGCCUUCUGUGAAAUGCCAUCACACACUAGCUGCUCUGUCGAUUUGCCAUCAUACGCCAUCGUACAAAACAAUGAUACCCCCUUUUAAUAGACCACGUUUACGACCACGUUUUACGCGGGUGGCUGUUUCGUAAUGGCGACAAAGGUGCUCCCGGUAGUAUUAAGAUCAGACACUUACUAGGGACGGACACAGUCAGCUUCUGAAAUCAACAGGCAUCUUUCAACCAAGAUUAGGCACCUCUUUCACUUAAACCCUGUCUGUCGAUCGUUCGAUAGUAUUUUGGCGCAAGCGCACGCAAUGUUACUUAUGUUAUAAUGUCCAUAAGAUAAGGCUCUACCUGUACGAAACAAACUUGUACGUUUUGCGAUAAUUCGAUCAUCGUCGGUCCAAUCCAUUGUUGAAUGUGGAAUAAGAAGAUAAUCGAAACAGUGUCCCGAAGUGGAAGCAGAAAGGCUUUGUAUAAUCACAGUCGUAGGAAAAUGUUACAACACCUUGUAGUGCUCGCACGGCUCUAUGAGACGAAACCAUUAGCUGAUGGGCUUACGGUUCUCAGCCACGCCACUCGAAGUAGGCACGGCAGCAUCCGAACCUCGAGACAACCUCCGGAUGUAGAUGUGUUUAUAACUUGAGAAAAAUAUGCCGAGGCCCACAAAGUCGUUUGAGCUCUGUUUCCAUGCUAUUGUAGGUAUAGCCACACAAAAAUAGACAAAAGUAAUGUUAGAUAUAAAAUGAUACAUGAAUACAUAACAAUAUUAUUACUGUAUUAACGAACGAUCACGCUGAAUAAAAUCCGAGUGCGAGU